Messenger RNA from Caenorhabditis elegans, 4044 nucleotides. RefSeq names its product Egg-laying defective protein 27 (gene egl-27). Lineage: Eukaryota; Metazoa; Nematoda; Chromadorea; Rhabditida; Rhabditidae. Gene Ontology annotation, molecular function: sequence-specific DNA binding; chromatin binding. The transcript is spliced from 13 exons. The coding region runs from base 497 to 3454 and encodes 985 amino acids. The record is from RefSeq and is marked reviewed. Gene Ontology annotation, cellular component: nucleus. Gene Ontology annotation, biological process: negative regulation of DNA-templated transcription; regulation of DNA-templated transcription.
ACCAAUUCUUUAGGAUAGUUCAUCAUUUUUGGGGGAGCAAACUGGAAAAACUAAAAAAGGCAACAAGACAAAGAUGAGCCGCUUUGACAGCCAGUGCAGUAGUGAAGACGUCAACAAAGAGGACGAAUGUGUGCCGUCGUCAUCUGAGGAUAGCCAAGACGGCGUUUCUUCCCCAAUGGAAAACGAUGACGAACCAGAAUUUUCCCAAAAGCAUUACGAUAUUGAACCAUGUUAUUAUAGUCUUACAGGCAAAUCGGAUAGGAAUUGCCGUGGAAUAGUAUACCGGUAUCGACAAGACAGUGAUCUAAAAGGGUUUCAAUCACAUGAUGGCACAUUGUACAGGCUACGAGAUUCAGUAUUCGUAGAAGUGUCACAAAACGAGCCGUAUGUGAUAGCGGCAAUAUGCGGAUUUAAAUAUACAAAACGAGAUCACGUGGUAGUGAAACUUACGAGGUACUUCAGAGCAGACGAUAUACCUGAGAUAUCUUUAAAUUUAAUGAAACAAGAACGAGCUGAGCUUGAAAUCAAUCCACAUUUAUGUCCACAAUCAUUAAAUCGAGAAUUAUUUAAUUCGGAAUUACAAAUUACACAACCAGUUUCAUGUUUAAGGGGAAAGUGCAUAGUAGAAUACGUAAAAGACGUCCGGCACGCACGAACCGUCGCCGAUUUCUCACUUGACAACGAUACGUUUUUCUUUUGUCUCCAUUACAAUCAAGAUUCAACAAAACUGGCAUCAACGCAUUACGCCAUUCGGGUCGGAACAUCCUUCCAGGCUACAUUACCACCCAUGGCUGAAUGUUCAGUAGGUGAUGACAGUGAUCGUGACGAAUUAUUGUAUCGACCAAACAGUAUCGAAUCAGGAGAAGAAGAAGAUUAUAUAAAGUUAGCAAGAUGCUACCGUACCUACACUCUAAGUGGUAAUCAUAUGCUUGAUUCGCAAAAAAAUGCUCGGGUCAGUGAUCUACUUAUGGAUGAAGCCAUUAUUCAACUUCAUCGAAGUGGUUACAAAAUUGACGAUGCACUCAGUGAGUUGAAUGCUAACGACAUCAUUCUGACGACAGACGUUGACAACAUGACACAAGACGACGCGAAAAAAUUUGCAAAGGGUAUCAAGCAACUAGGAAAGAAUUUUUCAAGAAUUCACCGGGAACUUUUACCACAUCACAGUCGGGAGCAACUCGUAUCCUAUUACUACCUGUGGAAGAAGACACCAGAAGCUACGAAACCUAAACAAGCUGCUCGUCGAGUCAAUCCUACGAGUAUCAAGCGGCCAACAAAAGAAAAAGUUAAAGCUUCUCGUCCAACUUCAACGGAAUAUCUCGAUUUCGAUUCAGCAAGUGAGAGUGACGUAGAAAAUAACGGACCAUCAGGAAGAGCGUGUCAUCAUUGUUACGGUGCAGAAAGUAAAGACUGGCAUCACGCAAACGGUCUUUUGCUGUGCACAGAUUGUCGAUUGCACUAUAAGAAGUACGGACAACUUCGACAAAUUGCGAAUCGACCAUCUCAAGUUCCAGCGUGUCUUUUCAAACGUUCCAAUUCGGACGAAGAAGAGAGCGGAGUGAGGACAAGAGCCGGAAAGAAAGAACAACGAAGAAGAACGCCUUCUUCGAUGAGCGAGACUCCAGAUCGUAGAUCACCAUCGACUGUAUCGAAUGGUGCUCCAAAUCUCACUGCUGAAGAAACACCUACGAAGAAAUUGAAUGGAAGUGUGAAGAGAGCUCCAAAGCGGCCAUUACAUAAUGGAGUGAUAAAUAAUGUGGAGAAGUCGAACAGCUCUGAAGAACCGGCAUCGCCAACAACACCACCACCAACUCUGACAAAUGGUCUCACAAAUGGUCAUGGUCCAGAAUCUUCGACUCCAAAUGGUGAAACUAUCUCGAAAAGAAUGAAAGUAGAACCAAGUUAUGACGAUGAUGACGAUGAGGAAGAAGGUAAAAUGACUAUUGAUGAAGGUGAUGACGAUCCAAUGCCGGUAUUAAAUGGAUUCAAAAAAGAAGAAUCAGUUGAAGAGAUCAAGUUAGAACUUAAUGGUACAAUUAAAAAGGAAAACGGCGUGGAAACCGAUCCCACGACGCCCACGUGCUCCAUGGAAGCUGAAAAUGAAGUAUGUGAAACACCAGCUGUUGUUUCAGUAGAAAUUAGAGAUGAAACAAAUGGCGAAACGAAUUCGGAUCUAAAAGACGAUGAAAACGUGGAGCCUGACAGCCCAGAAGACACUUUCGAAUUGGGAAGCAACGUGGAAUUUGAAACAAAAAAUGCGAUGUUUGUUCGUUCGAUUGUUAGAUCUUGUGGUCCUCGGUGUGCACGAACCGAUUUAAUUUUCAAAAUAAAAGUUGGUGGCGUGUGGGAGAAGAGCAUCAAAGAAAAGGAGGAGAGGAAGAAGGUUCAUCUCCAAAAUCAACGAAUUCAAGACUCUGAAAAAGUUGCAAUUCAACAAAAUCAGAUCAAGAAAGAACAACAACAGUCUCAACCGACUCCACAACAAAUCCACCAGCAGCAAGCUCAGCAAAAUGCUCAACAUCUGCAACAACUUCAACAGGCUGUGAUGUUGGGGCAUCUUCCUCCUGAAGUUCUUCGUCAAAUGAUGCCUCCACAAUUUGGUGUGGAUCCUACAGCAAUAUUAAUGCAACAGAUGAUGGCUGGUCAGCAAUCUCAAGGAGUUAAUGCAGCAUUCCAACAUCAAAUGGCUCUUCAACAACAACUUGAAGCUCAUCAAGUUCAGUUUCAGCUUAUGAUGGCUCAUCAACAUCAACAAAAAAUGAUAGCUGAACAACAGCAACAGCAAAGACAUGCUGCAGCGCAGCAAUUGCGAGAACGGGAGCAACGUGAACAACGUGAACGAGAAAGAGAACGACAACAUCAACAACAGGCUCAACAAGCUCUUCAUCAGCAACAACAACAGCAUGCGGCUGCUGCAGCGAAUCAAUUGAAUCCAGCAAUGAUGCAGAUGAUGGCAUUAAUGGCGAACAGCGCAGCCAGCCAACAAGAUAUUGCACGAUUAAUGGAGAUGGCUGCUCAGCAGCAACAACAGCAACAGCAAGCUGCUCAGGCUCAAGCCCAGCGUGACCAAGAACGUGAACGACGGGAACGUGAAGCACGAGAACGGGAAGCUGCUCGGGAACGUGAACGAGAGCAAGCUGCUCGAGAAGCUGCAGCACGAGAUCAGGCAGCCCGCGAACAUGCUCAAGCAGUUCAGGCAGCAGCAGCAGCAGCACAACAGGCACAGGCACUUACACCUGAUAUGCAACAUAUGCAUCUACUGCAACAGUUGAUGCUAAAUCCAGCACUUAUGAUGCAACUUCAACAGGCUCAAGCUCAACAACAACAACAACAGCCUCAAGUAACGAAUCCCCUUCAAAUGUUGCAGCAUGGAAUGGCUGCGCAAAGUGCCAAUCAAGCCGAAAUGAUGCGUCGGAUUCAUCCAGAACCUGCGAUGCGUCCUCAACAUCAGUAAACACCGUUGCCCUCUCACAAACCCAUCUCAAACAAUUUGUCCCGGUUUUCGGUCUUAUUUAUCCUUGUUUCACUGUGAACCUUUUUUUUAAUUCUCUGCUAAUGUGAUCCUUCUGGGUAUCAUAUUUUAAGUUGUAUUGUAAAUACGUUUUCAUUAUAUCAUUAUCCCCAUCAUCAUCAUCAUCUCUUACGUGCAUUUCGUUCAAUUCUGUUAAAAGUUUUUUGGCAUCUAGAAGUGUCUCGUUGUUAUCCGCUUUUCUCCCCUUUUCCCUUCCCUUCUAAAUCUCUUCUCAUUCACAAACCUCGAUCAGACUUGGCACCGGUAUAUUUUUACAUGAUUUGUUAUGUUCGUUAACCUCAUCUUUCUAUCAGCCCCUGCUUCUUUUGAAUUUACAAUUUGUAUCUCUCUCAUUCCCUUCAGCCAAUUUAUAUCCCUAUUCAACUCGUUUCUCUCAGGACUCGGAGUUUCAUUCCACCAGUUUUUGUUCUGUAUUUUCAGAUAAUUCCAUCUUGUGUUAUGAUGUUCAAACAUAGAUUUAUCUAUGAUUGUGCGUUAUUUGAAUUCAAACAACACAUGAGUAAAGAAAUUAA